Rhizoctonia solani is the source of this 3561-nucleotide messenger RNA. RefSeq names its product SNF2 family amino-terminal protein. The coding region runs from base 1 to 3561 and encodes 1186 amino acids. Gene Ontology annotation, molecular function: zinc ion binding; hydrolase activity, acting on acid anhydrides, in phosphorus-containing anhydrides; DNA binding. NCBI's taxonomy places the organism in Eukaryota, Fungi, Basidiomycota, Agaricomycetes, Cantharellales, Ceratobasidiaceae. The transcript is spliced from 32 exons. The record is from RefSeq and is a predicted model, not a curated record.
AUGGCAGCGCCUGUUGAUCCGAGUCACUAUGUUAUCGAAUAUGCGAAAAAUUCGAGCGAAAAGUGUCAUGGUCGACCGCCUUGUCAUGGUUCGACGAUCGUCCUUGGAGAUCUGAGGUUUGGGACAAAGAAGUAUAAUGGAGUUAUUAAUGACAAGAUGCAGUACCGGCAUUGGGGAUGUGUGACCCCUGACAUAUUGUAUGAUCUUGCUAUUCUGGGCGUGAACCGUCUCCCGGGGUUGGCCAGAAUCAACAUCUCAGACCAAGCCAAGAUUCACACUGCCGCUCAGCGUCUACGUAUAGACGACGCAGACGUCCCCGUCACCGCACGUUCGCUUACCCGCACGACCUCGGUCCCAUCCGGCUCGCAACGCCGCGCGUCGGAGCGGCACCUCCGUUCAGCCAACGAGCGGCCGCGACGACAUCGCAAAUCAUGGCGCCCCUCGCGAGGCAAGACCCAAGCUGGUUCGGCGGCGCCUUUACCCGUCGUGUUACCUCCCCCUCCCCCUCCCACGGCGCCUGCUGCGAUGUAUACGCAGCCGCCACGUCCUGCGCCUGCUCUGCCCGUUCCACCGGCGCACAUGGGCACGCAGAUCACAGUGUCCCAGCAGAAACGCGAUGAUGAGGAUUAUGCAGAGGACGAUUACGGUGCCGAGGAAGAGGCGCAGUAUACGGAUUUUUACUUGUCGUUUCAGUCCUCUGUUGUUGGGGUUCAGUAUUACGAUGGACUUGGUAGUCGGGCCUGGGAACAAGUUGCACUCGUUCGGGAGCCUACCAACAAGUACGAUAGAAACGCGAUUCAAGUUAUGAAUAUUGGUAUGAGGCAGGUGGGACAUAUCCCAAGACAGGUCGCCGCUAACCUGGCACCACUCAUCGAUCGCGAGUUGGUCCUCGUAGAAGGAACUAUGAACGAUGGCAAUAUACAAGGAACACAAUACACUCUAAACGUGACAUUGAGCAUUUAUGGUAAACCAGGCCUCUGGCGCUUCCCAAGGUCCAUCAUAUGCACAAAAUCCAAUCUACGCUCAGGGUCUUCAUCGCAGCCCCAGCUCAGCCAGAAAGCGAUGGAAGCGCUCGAAAUUCGUCGCCGUGCUGAAGAACUUCGUACUAUGCUUGCUGGACUCGAGAAAGUCGACGAUGAAGGCCGUCGUGCUAAUUUCUUGGAUGCGUUGUAUGGAAAUCAGACUGAAGAUAUCUUGAAUCUCCCGGAACACCCGUCACCUCCUGGAAAGGAGGACGGAACUCUGGUAGUAGACUUGCUCAAACAUCAGAAACAAGGCUUACUGUGGUGUAUCAACCGCGAGAAUGUUGUGCUUCCAACCAAGCAUGGCGAACCUCAUCAACAGUUCUGGGAGUAUCGCGCACCUCCAGGUUCUCGGGCACAUUACAUGAAUUUGAUCACAAAGUCUCCCAUUCCUGCAAGUAUGCCACCACCCAUUGGGCACGGUGGAAUCAUGAGCGAUUCUAUGGGUCUCGGCAAAUCUCUCACUUUCCUUGCACUCGUUAUAGCCACCAAGAAUACACGGCCAGAAGGGUUUGAUAAACCGACACUCAUUGUCUGCCCGCUCUCGGUGUUGAGUAACUGGGAAACCCAGAUCGACGACCAUUGCAAUCCCGGUAUACUUGCUUGCUAUACCUAUUAUGGCAAUAACAGAAACGUCGACCCCGAAGUCCUCAAGGGCUAUGAUGUCGUUUUGACCACGUAUCAGACCGUGUCCUCGGAUUUUGAACGCGCUGGUGGAUUCAAAAAUACAGAAGAGCUGAUGGCUGAAAAUUCAGAAGAGAAAAGGCGAUCCAAGGGGUUGUUUUCUAUUCAAUGGAAGCGUGUCGUUCUUGACGAAGCACAUCAGAUUCGGAAUCCUAGCACAAAGAUCGCGCAAGCCGCCACUGCUAUUGACGGGUAUUAUCGAUGGGCGGUCAGCGGGACACCAAUUGUGAAUUCACCCACCGAUCUUGGGUCCCUGCUCGCUUUCCUUCGUAUGUGUAGCCCAUUAGAUCAGAUUUCUCAAUUCAAUCGAUCGCUCGCACGGCCCCUCCAAAAGGGUAAUCCUGAAAGUAUGGCACUUCUAAGGGAAAUCAUGAAGCACAUAUCAAUUCGGCGAUCCAAAGAGAGGGAAGAGACUAGUGAGCUACCUCAGGUUAUGAUUCACGUAACGAAAGUUGACCUGGACGAUGCUGCUCGCCGUAUAUACAAUUCUGUCGAGGCAUUGUCUCGACAACGUUUCAUGGAGAUGGCCAAUGCGUCUCAGGACGGAGAGCGCGUCCCAAACGUCGUCCUAGUUUCACGACUAACUGCUGGGACUAGACAAAUUGCGUUGCACCCUGGCCUCGUGCCAUCCGACUAUCUCCAGCAACUCCAAUCUGGAGAAAAAUAUGGAGGCAAUGAUCCCCCAACGAAUAACAUCAUCAGUCCUCAAGAAAAAGCUAGACUCCAAAAUAUUUUGUUCCGGGCCGAGGAGGAUAGUGAAGAAUGUGCGAUCUGCUUCGACAAUUUGAAGAACCCCAGGAUCCUGCCUGAUGGGCAUUACUUCUGUUACGAGUGCAUCGCCGGCUAUAUCGAGGCGCAUGGUGCCCUGGCUACUUGCCCCAUGGAUCGUCGGCCUAUCACUUUGCAAGACUUGAUUGAGCCUCCACCGCCAACCGACCUAACCCAAGUACCCAUUGAGAAUAACACCAAAGGCCUUUCAGAUGGGUCUUCGGUAAAGAUUGACCAAUUGAUAUGGCUUUUGAAGCGUAUUCCUUCCGAAGAAAAGGCCGUCGUUUUCUCACAGUUUACGUCGUUUUUAGACAAAAUCGCAGACCAACUCGAAGUGCAUGGGAUCUCAUACGUAGAGUUUAACGGAGGGCUAUCCGCCAAACGCCGUCAAGAGGUUCUACAGCGUUUCUCUAGACCGCUACCAGUGAAGAACUCGGCGAUCCGCCGAACUUCUAACGGCAGAAACACAAAAGAUUCGGGCUCAGAUUCAGACUACGCUCCUGGAGAUGACGACUUCAUCGAUGAUGACGAUGGAACGUAUUUCUCUGCCACUCAAUCAAGCAAAGGGAAAGGAAAAGUGGGCAAGGGAAAAGGAAAGACUACCUCCGGACGUGCCUUUGGGGGAAACCCUAAAGUUUUGCUCAUCUCGCUCAAGAGCGGUGCCACUGGAUUGAAUCUAACAGUCGCGAAUCAUCUCUUUUUAAUGGACCCGUGGUGGCAAGAAGCGAUCGAAUCGCAAGCAAUUGAUCGUGUCAACCGCAUUGGUCAAAAGCGCGACGUGCAUGUGUACCAGAUGAUCACGAAUGAUACCGCAUUCUCUGGUAUGGGUGGCAGGGAGGCUGUUCGGGAGAAACGCGAAACGCGAAUGCAAGGUUUGUCGCUUUUCCAUGGCACUAAGAAGGCGGACGACUUAGUUGAAUCCACUACAGAUUUUAUCGAGUUAUUUGGUCUCCAACGUCAAAAUGGCCGAGUUACACUAGGAGAAGAUGCUGCAGCUGCUCAAGUCGCCGCGGAAGAGGAGGAGCCGGACUGGCUUCCGACAGGUCCAAUCAAGCGGUCAAGGCUAAUGCUCUCCGACGACGAGUGA